This is a messenger RNA of Agelaius phoeniceus (red-winged blackbird), 1841 nucleotides long. It is a transcript of the gene GNAI1, whose product is annotated as G protein subunit alpha i1. The record is from RefSeq and is a predicted model, not a curated record. Gene Ontology annotation, biological process: adenylate cyclase-modulating G protein-coupled receptor signaling pathway. Gene Ontology annotation, cellular component: cytoplasm; heterotrimeric G-protein complex. Gene Ontology annotation, molecular function: G protein-coupled serotonin receptor binding; GTPase activity; G-protein beta/gamma-subunit complex binding. Lineage: Eukaryota; Metazoa; Chordata; Aves; Passeriformes; Icteridae.
GUGCGAGGCCUCGGUCCGCCCGUCCGCAGCCCCGCUGUCCCCGCUCCGCGCUCCCCCGGCCGAGCCUCCCCACGCCCUUCCCGGUCGCUGCCUCCCCUCUUGGCCGUGAGCCGAGCCCGGCGCGCGGUACCCGCGACGCCGCUGCGCCCCAGGUGAGGGAGCGGGGGAAGGAAGGAGAGAGCGAGCGGGGAGCACUCGCUCCCCCUCCCUCCUCAGCGCCUCCCCGCCGCCGAACCCCGCCGCUCCCUGCUUCACUUCUCGCGGCGGAGCCAAACAGCCCCUUCCCAAGAUGGGCUGCACGCUGAGCGCCGAGGAUAAGGCUGCGGUGGAGAGGAGCAAGAUGAUCGACAGGAACCUGCGGGAGGACGGCGAGAAGGCGGCCAGGGAAGUGAAGCUGCUCCUCUUAGGAGCUGGUGAAUCGGGGAAAAGCACAAUUGUCAAGCAAAUGAAGAUUAUCCAUGAAGCUGGUUAUUCAGAAGAAGAAUGUAAACAGUACAAAGCUGUUGUCUACAGUAACACCAUUCAGUCCAUUAUUGCUAUCAUUAGAGCAAUGGGGAGGUUGAAGAUAGACUUUGGUGAUCCAGUCAGGGCUGAUGAUGCUCGUCAGCUCUUUGUGUUGGCUGGAGCAGCAGAAGAAGGAUUUAUGACUUCAGAGCUUGCAGGAGUUAUCAAGAGACUCUGGAAAGACACCGGGGUUCAAGCCUGUUUCAACAGAUCUCGAGAAUACCAGCUCAACGACUCUGCUGCCUAUUACUUGAAUGACUUGGACAGGAUAGCACAAACCAGCUACAUUCCAACUCAACAGGAUGUUCUCAGGACUAGAGUGAAAACUACAGGAAUAGUGGAAACUCACUUUACUUUCAAGGAUCUUCAUUUUAAAAUGUUUGAUGUUGGAGGCCAAAGAUCAGAGCGGAAGAAGUGGAUUCAUUGUUUUGAGGGUGUUACAGCAAUUAUUUUUUGUGUGGCACUGAGUGAUUAUGACUUGGUCUUGGCUGAAGACGAGGAAAUGAAUCGGAUGCAUGAGAGCAUGAAAUUGUUUGACAGUAUUUGCAACAAUAAAUGGUUCACAGACACUUCUAUUAUUCUGUUCCUGAACAAGAAAGAUCUUUUUGAAGAAAAAAUCAAAAGAAGUCCUCUCACUAUUUGCUACCCUGAAUAUGCAGGGUCAAACACCUAUGAAGAAGCAGCUGCUUACAUUCAGUGUCAGUUUGAAGAUCUGAACAAGAGGAAAGACACAAAAGAAAUCUACACUCACUUCACGUGUGCCACAGACACAAAAAAUGUGCAGUUUGUUUUUGAUGCUGUAACUGAUGUCAUUAUUAAAAAUAACCUUAAGGACUGUGGCCUCUUCUGAGAACAGACAAAAGGUUGUUAAAUGGUAAAUUACAUGCCUGAAAACAGGACUUAAACAUUUGGAAUAUGCCCACGCUGUGUAAAACCUGCAUAGAUAUACUUAAUUCUCUUUUAUUUUAUUUUUAGGUUUGGAGAUAGACUUCGCACAAUUCUAAUCUGAUUCUUUUCAAGGUGAAAGAAGUACAAAAUGCAUUGUGCUCAAUGAUAGAUCAGUACUGUACUUGCCUGUUUUAACAGCUUUAUUUAUGUUUGUCUUGUAAAUUUAAGUAAUUAGUUAACACUGAGAUGUCAGUUGAUUGUAUGUAAACUUACAGUUGUAGUAAUGUAUUUGUAUAAACGUUGAACGGAAUAUUUUAGUAACUUGUUGUCCUCUAAAACAUUCCUCUAAAAUUUCCAUGUUUUAUGAAGAUACUCUUAGAGGAGACAGACACUUUUUGCCUUUGGAUUAUUUAAACAUCUUGUAAAAUUAAAUUUUCUUUUCAUCUUAA